Messenger RNA from Pseudogymnoascus destructans, 528 nucleotides. RefSeq lists its product as uncharacterized. Bases 1 to 528 code for a protein of 175 amino acids. Gene Ontology annotation, molecular function: iron ion binding; oxidoreductase activity, acting on paired donors, with incorporation or reduction of molecular oxygen; monooxygenase activity. The record is from RefSeq and is a predicted model, not a curated record. Lineage: Eukaryota; Fungi; Ascomycota; Leotiomycetes; Thelebolales; Thelebolaceae. The transcript has 2 exons.
AUGGCUAUGGUUAUGUUUCCUCGCGUACAGCACAAGGCACAAGAGGAGAUUGACCGUGUGGUUGGCACCAUCGCCUACCAAAUUUCAAUGACCGGGGCAGAUUGCCUUGAUGGUGACAUUGAGUGCAACGAACUUCAUAUCCCGAAGGGAGCAUUACUUCUCCUGGGCGUCUGGUGGUUCCUGCACGACCCAGAAGUAUACUUUGAUCCAGCCCCAUUCGACCCAGAACGUUUCCUGAGCCCACGCAACGAGCCUGAUCCAGAUACGAAGGGAUUUGGUUACGGGCGCAGGAUAUGCCCUGGUCGGUUUUUUGCGGAUUCGAGCCUCUAUAUCAAUAUGGUGCAGACUUUAGCCACCUUUAAAAUCGCCAAGUCGAUUGGUAAGGAUGGAAAGGAAAUUGCCGUUGAUGUGAAGCUGAAACCUGGUAUCUUGAGCUAUCCAAUCGAAUUUCAGUUCCAGGCCGCGCCGAGAAGUCAGAAGCACAUGGAUCUAAUCCGACGAGUUGAGUUAGAGCAUCCUUUGAGGUAG